CCAGCUCACUCCAACGGCAAUAAGUGAAAACUAAGGGAAAAAAAAGUAAUACGAGCUAAAAGGGCUCGGUCAGUUGUAUUUGUGUUGUAAAGUUUAAUUUCUAAGGGGUUGUUGUCAUUUUCAGAUCAAAGGACGUAUUGCAAAGUGUAUGAAGUGAUUGAGAACCAUAUAGAUUUUACGUGUUAAACAAAACAUCAGGACAGGUGUGGCCCAACUUGUUACCCUGCUUGUCGGCGAUCAUCAAAAUUACUUCGGUGGAAUACAUUUAAUCACUUUUAUCAUCAAAUCGAGUGGCAUAUUUACAGAACCAGAAGAAUACUAUUUUUUUUUGGAGCACACCCAUGUUGGGUUACCCCCCUGACACAUUGGGUGUAUUUACCCCUAUGGAUGGGCUUGAUGAGCAGCCUGUUCACCAUCCCAACAGCUAUGACCUAGACUCAAAUGACUAUCACCCCAAAAGCAACCUGAGGAGAGGAUUUUCAGCACGUUUUGCUCAAAACCCUUUUUUUGGAACCCCUAGCCGAAAGAAAAAUGACAAAUUUUCUUCAAGGAGGAAGUCCAUCAGCAAUUUGACAAAUAUUGAAAGCAACACUGUAGGUGCUGGUAAUGUCAACACUAAGAAUAGUAACAGCAAGAGGAGUGGAGGCUUUCUCUCAAAAGUUCUUCAGCAGAUGUCUGUCUUGACAAUAAACCAUGCUAGCCAAAGGAAAAGGCGAAAACAUAGUGAAGAAGAACUAGAUGAGGACAGUGCUAUUCCAGUUGUUCCCAUACCCCAGUCUAUAUCUCAUUCCAGUCAUCUAGAUCACACCAAUGGCAACAGACCGAAAGCCACCACCACUACAAGAAAGUGCAGCACUCUUCCAGCAAGGCUAGAUUACACUCCCGGAGUCAUCGGUUUACGCAAUCACGGCAAUACCUGCUUUAUCAAUGCGAUCCUGCAGUGCCUCAAUCAUACAGACCUUUUGGCUGAAUAUUUUGUUACCGAUCAGUAUCAGUCGGAUUUAAAUCGACGGAGUCGUUUGAACAUUCGCAAAUUUGGCGGUACCAAAGGUGAAAUCACGGAACAGCUAGCCGAGUUGCUCAAGGCCCUUUGGUCUAGUCAGUACGAACCGGAAAUGACUUUCAAAUUAAAGUCAGUUAUCGACAAGUACGGGACGCAAUACCGUGGGGCGGCCCAACAUGAUGCUCAAGAGUUUUUGCUAUGGCUGCUUGAUAAGGUUCACGAAGAUCUCAAUACGGCCACAAAAAAGAAGUACAAAAAAAUCAAGAAUUCGUACGGAAGACCAGACGAAAUCGUGGCUGCCGAAACGAUGGCAAACCACCUGCGAUGCAACUCCAGUUUUGUUCACCAGCUGUUUCAAGCGCAGUUUCGGUCCUCACUUACUUGUCCUCAUUGUCAAAAGCAGAGUUCCACCUUCGAUCCUUUCCUCUGUGUUUCUUUACCAAUCCCUCGCAAACGGACCCAAAAUGUUUACGUGAAUGUUGUUUAUCUCUGUCAACAACCAAGACAAGUGCGAAUUGGAUUAUGUAUGAACGGCCAGGCGGAUGUUAAGGAACUGAAGGAAGUCCUGUCAUCGGAUACAGGGAUUGAUUUCAAUCGAAUGUUGUUGACCGAAAUCGACGAACAAGGAUUUCUACGUACUCAUAGUGAUAACCAACCUAUAUCAGUACUGAGAGAAACUGACCCCCUUUACUGUAUUGAGCUUCCCGCUGUAAAAGAACCAUGCGAAGAAGAUGGGGCAUUUGUGGUUCUAUGUUGGAUCAAUGUGCUAGUUGACGAGCAUAGCCAGACUCGUCUAGGCAGCUGUUAUACCAUGCAAGUCGCCAGAGAAACUUCUUUUGAGGACCUUCAGAAGCUUCUGCUCAAAGAAAUGGCCACAGUAGUCCACCAUCAAGUUCUUUGUCAAAAGCAGGAGGAUCCAUUAUUCAAUAUUCGAAUCAUUGACGGCGUAUGCCGCUUCAUUGACUCAGAGGAAGGGGAAGAUGGUCCCCUUUAUCUGGAUGCGACUGUUGAUCAUCCUUUGUACACUGAGGCUGUUGAUGCUGCCCUUAGUCUGUGCGACCCGGAACACGGAACGCCACUACACGUUAAAAUUGUUCUCGAAUGGGACCCAGAUAAUAAGGAAAAAGCAAUUGUUAAUGACGAAGAUGUGAUUGAAGAACAUUCCAGUGUUGGCCAGCUGAAGGCUACUAAUGAAGAAUGCACGUCAGUAACUUUGGAAGAGUGUUUCCAGCUAUACACGCAAGCAGAGCAAUUGGGUCCUGAAAACGCGUGGCACUGUCCUUCUUGUAAUCGAAAACAGGAAGUAGUCAAGCGUUUAGCCUUAUGGUCCUCGCCUGAUAUCCUCAUCGUUCAUCUCAAACGUUUCAAACAGUCGGCUAAACAGAGAACAAUGUCCAAGCUGUCGGUGAUGAUAGAUUUCCCGGUGCAUGGGCUUGAUCUAACCAACCAUUUGGCGUCAAGAUCUCAUUCCUCUCAUUUGAACAGUCAAGACAUUCAAAGUAAUAAUGGAUAUAUCAAUCAAAACCCUAGUGGAGUCGGAUGGCGGUCGCUGUGGUCACCUCUCAGAAUGCGUUCAUCUUUUCGAUCCUCAACUAUCGCUUAUAACUCCCACAACACUGAAUGCCUGCCCAAUAACCCGUCUAAUCGAAGGGGCCUGGACGAACAUGUUUACGAUCUUUAUGCGGUCUGCAAUCACCACGGUACUGGACUCGUUGGUGGUCACUAUACUGCUUACUGUCGCAAUCCAACCGAUGGAAUGUGGUAUCUAUUUGAUGACGCCCAUGUAUCACGCGUCAAAGAAUCAGAUAUCGUGACCACUUCGGCUUACAUACUUUUCUAUCAACGCCGCUGCCUCUCGACAUCGUCGGGAUCAAGUGAGGCAUCAAGUAGCAGCAGUUCAGGUUCUGAACACUGGGCUUUCCGGUUACCGCGCGGAGAGGCGCGUUCUCAGCUGUCCGCAUCCAAUUCAAGGAGGGGUUCCACCGAAAAUUUCAGUCGCAAGGAUCGACUGUAUUCCACUCUACCAGCAGGCAAUGUUGGUCGAGGGGUUAGAAGCGCUAGUCUUGCUCGAUAUGAAGAAACUGCUGACUGGUCAGAUGACGACGCAGUUGCCUUGAAUGGAGACUGGGGUACGCCAGAAGCUCCGCGACGCAAUGAUAGCUCUCAACCGCAACAUUAAAUAAGAAAUAUCCUCCGUUGAUUCCGCCAAGAAAGAUGACCAUUUAAACUUCAUUUCUCAUGACCAUGUGAACCUCUUGUAAGUUGACGAUUGCCCUAGUCUCCAUCUGUCUCUCUAUCUAUAUACAUACAGUUUGAAAACAGCACCCGAGGCCUUUUG
Molecule: messenger RNA, 3341 nt
Organism: Daphnia carinata
Lineage: Eukaryota; Metazoa; Arthropoda; Branchiopoda; Diplostraca; Daphniidae
Product: ubiquitin carboxyl-terminal hydrolase 31-like
Exons: 13
Coding region: 342-3182 (946 amino acids)
Biological process (GO): protein deubiquitination
Molecular function (GO): cysteine-type deubiquitinase activity
Source: RefSeq, a predicted model, not a curated record